AAAGAGACACACAUACACCUUGCCAAGUCCUCAACGUACCAAGGCAGUCUGUCUCCACUCUAAACUUCCAGCCGAAAAUCCUACAGAAAUAGCUCACAGUCACUGCGUUGACCAUGGCAGAAGACGACGAAAGGAGAAAGGUAGACAAAAGCGUAGAGCGAGAAUUUUCGCAACAAAGGAAUGACCAAUCCAUUCUAUUGGACGCGUUGGAAGGAUUGAGUGCUGGAAUGUCGCCUGUACAGCCCUCGCUGGCCAUUGCCAAACCUCGUCGUGAUCGAACUGUUUCCUGGGACAUCAAUGUUCCAGCUGACCUCAUCGAUGCACCACCCAACCACGACUUGUCUCCUGUGACUCCUCCGCAAUCGAGCAACGUGACCACUGGUAAACUCUCUUUGAAGGACAUCAAGGAUUCGUCGCCAAUAGAAGAUGAAGCGGAAAGCUAUAUUCAUCGAGCGUUGGAGGAAAGCGAUCCAACCAGAUCUGGCGAGAGCGAAGCCCAAAAGAAUCUUCUUGGUGCGGAAGUCCCAAAAUACCGCUUUGAAGAUGCGCCGUCCUCUCCUGUUCCUUCGACGUCUUCAAAGGCGUCCCAAAAAUCCCAUGUAUCAAAAUCUCACCGCAAAACGCUUAGCACUGGAGACGCCCUCUUUAAUUUAGCGGCAGAAAUGCGUCAGAUGCAGAAUCAAAGUGUUUCCGAGUCCUUCGACGGGGUGAAAAACGGAACAACAAGCGCGGAUAUGUUUGCGACCAACGCCAUCGCUCUCAUGAAGAGAAAUAAAGCAAAAAAAGAAGAGGAAACAAAAAGCGCAGCCGCCGUCGCUGCGGUGAGAGAAACUUUUGAUCCCGCCAGCAAGUGGAAAAAACUUCGCACGGCUGUGCGAGCAUCAAACAUGGUCGAUUCUAAAAAGACAGACGAAGCAGUCGAUCCUUUGGAAAACGAUGAUGGCGAUCAGCAAGUCGAUCUUGAAAGUGGUGUUUCAGGAAAGGGAGAGACGAAGCAAAAUAGUUCUGAUAAUUUACGACGCUCGAAAAAGAAAAGUCAAAUCAAUGAAGAUUUUAAAUCAGAUUUUCAAGACUUUGAGGAAUGGUUGAAGUUCCGCAAGGGAAACGCACUUCGCUUCGUUAAGAACGUGCUUUUCUUUAUCAUCUUCCCGGCAACUGGGAUUGCUGCCAUUCUGUUCUACCUGGCGGAUAACCCGCCAUGUGGCUCACAAGAGGAAUGUAUUGCAGAGCAGCACCCUGUGGAUGUGAAAACUCCCAUGCCUGUGGCAAAUACUACUGACCCGGGAGAUUCCGGUCUAGGAUCCAUCGGAAACUUCUUUCGUGUGGACCGUUCAAAUCAAGCUAGUGCAUCGUUUUGGAUUUUGUUCAUUGGAGUCCGGCAAGUGAUUACUUUUUCAUUGGCCAAAAUGUCACAAGCGGUCGUAAUCGACUUCUUCGCCUUACGAACCCGUUUGUUUGUGAAGGUGCUGGGACCUUACGCAACUUUAUGGACCGUACAAUCACGUGGCUGGCCAUUCUUACUCACAUGGUGGGUUUUGUACGAUUUCUUUCUACUUUUCGGAAACAACAAAUUUGCUCGUCACUGGCUUUUUUGGCAGGACACAAUUGGCCUUUUUAAUUUCGAAAACCCAGCCGGCGGUGUUUUGAACAGCAAAGCGUACCAAACAGUUCUCAUUUUGGCCGCAUCCAUUGGCGUUGCUAUCACUGCGAAGCGUUUUUGGGUUGGACUGUUCCUGGGCCGACAGACCUUUGAUCGAUAUGCGAAUGAUCUUGCGGUUAUUAUGCGAAAAGCUUUGCUGGUUGGUCAAAUUGCUACGCUCGCGAGAGAUAUGGAGAAAUACGAUUUCAGUAUGAACGACUAUCAUGUGGAGCAUUCUGUCGCAUAUAAGAAGACAAUGGAACAGAACGUUGCGGAAUUAGACGGCGGCGAAUCAGUGGGUAGUGGUGGUAAUGCAUCCAAAAGCCAACGGUCAAUUCUUGCCAGCACGGUUGAUUACAAUGCUUCUAUUCGCGUUAAGAUCAACGAAGUCCUUGGUGCAUGGGAGGAGCCGACACUUCUGGAUAAGAGUAAUGAUAUCGUCAGCAUUAGCUCGAUUAUACAAUUUCGUCAAUCCCUUUCCUGUCUCAACACAACGUUCCCAUUUUCAGUUGCCUUCGGACCUGCAGACAGUCGUACAACGUGCAUUUCUUCCGUGGAAACGGUGUAUCAGCGAUUGCUUGGACGCACUCCAAGUAAUGAAGCUUUAAACUUUGAUGUGCUUGCACUAGUUGCAGUCGAUCGCGACGGAUCACUAGACGAGGCGAAAUUGAAAGAAGUGGUGAAAAUAUUUCGGCCCGACCGCGAAGGCAAUCUCUCGCUGAUUGAUUUUGCCAAGUCAGUUGACAGUGUUUACAAGGAACUACGAUUGCUGCGCGCUUCGGUCGCUAAUUCGUCCAAAAUGGACAAGGCGUUCGAGCGUAUCAUCAACAUUUUGUUCUACUUCAUAGUUGGAUGUAUUUCGCUUGGGGUAAUGGGUGUGGAUCCUCUCGCUCUUUUCGGAUCUGUCUCUGCCUUUGUUCUGGGUUUUGCUUUCAUGAUCGGAGCGGCAUGUUCUAAGUAUUUUGAGGGUCUCCUGCUUAUUUUGGUACGCCGUCCCUUCGACAUUGGCGACCGCAUCCACGUGAGCGACGUAAACAAUGACACCAGCUUCUCUGGCUCUCCGACUUGGUUUGUGCGGGACGUCACUCUAUUUGCUACGACAGUGGUCUUUGCGGCUACCAACGAAGUCGCUACCUACUCGAAUGGGUCGCUCGCCAGUAGCCGCAUAAUCAAUGCUGCGCGUUCGCCACAGGCUGUCUUGUAUUUCAACCUCAAAUUUCCCAUCAACACACCAUAUUCAAAAUUCAAAAUCUUCAAGGCUGCUUUGGAGAAAUUUGUCAAGGCGCGUCCUCGGCAGUGGUUGAGUUUUUCAGCCUUCCGCGCUACUCGCGUGGAGGCGGAUGCUGGAUUUGUUGAGUACAUUGUAGUGGGACAGCAUCGCGAAUCGUGGCAGAAUGUGGGAGCCUUGCUAGACAGCAAGGCAGAGUUAUCCAGCUUUGCUUUGGAGCUGUCAAAGCGUAUGAAUAUGCGCUAUCGCGCGCCACCUUUACCGGUGGACCUCAGUAUGCGAGCUGCUGGAAAUGGAGGUCCACUCAACGACAUGCUUGCACAACAGAUGCAAGCAGGCGACCAAUUUGGCUCUUCAGAUGGAGACGGUGCCAAUGAAGACGGGUCCCAGAGCACGUACGAUAUCGGAGCGAUCGAGUCCAUGUUUGAAAAACCUAAAUAAGGUGCAUCAAUCCAAAAGCAUACAGCGUACCCACUUCAUAUGACUUCCCCACGUGAAGCCACAUGCAGCACAUUUAUAUUUAAAUAGAAUGCUAUGACAAGAAAAGGACAAGACACAGUAGAAAAGAAAAUACUAGUAACCUCAACAGCAAUCGAUUGU
This is a messenger RNA of Phaeodactylum tricornutum CCAP 1055/1, 3467 nucleotides long. RefSeq lists its product with no specific name. The coding region runs from base 114 to 3308 and encodes 1064 amino acids. Gene Ontology annotation, molecular function: mechanosensitive monoatomic ion channel activity. The record is from RefSeq and is a predicted model, not a curated record. The transcript is spliced from 5 exons. Gene Ontology annotation, cellular component: plasma membrane. NCBI's taxonomy places the organism in Eukaryota, Bacillariophyta, Bacillariophyceae, Surirellales, Neidiaceae. Gene Ontology annotation, biological process: monoatomic anion transport; transmembrane transport.